Messenger RNA from Acanthopagrus latus (yellowfin seabream), 1728 nucleotides. RefSeq names its product ovochymase 1 (gene ovch1). Bases 170 to 1693 code for a protein of 507 amino acids. Gene Ontology annotation, biological process: proteolysis. The record is from RefSeq and is a predicted model, not a curated record. The transcript is spliced from 13 exons. Gene Ontology annotation, molecular function: serine-type endopeptidase activity. Lineage: Eukaryota; Metazoa; Chordata; Actinopteri; Spariformes; Sparidae.
UCCUGCUGCUCCUCCUGCUGCUGCUGCUCCUGCUGCUGCUGCUGCCGACGAUUUAAAGUUGGUCCAGAAUCAGCUGGAUGUGACUUCAAAUCAAACUGUGCAGCAACAUGAAAUUCUCUCUGGAUUCAGCGACCUGUCGGGGGUCCGGUCCUUUCUUCCGGAGCAGGAAAUGGAGGUCCGGAUCAUCGGGGGUCAGGAGGCCUGGGCUCACUCGUGGCCCUGGCAGGUUUCUCUUCAGUUUGCCACCAUGCCGGCCUGCGGGGGCGCCAUCAUCAGCCCGCUGUGGGUCAUCUCUGCUGCACACUGCUUCAGAAGGUACAAGAAAGCUUCUUUCUGGACAGUUUUGGCUGGAAAACACGACCUGGAUAAUCCUCAUGAACCUGGACAACAAGUGGUCAGAGUCUCGAUGAUCAUCAGCCAUCAGGGCUACAACACUCGAACCAAAGACAGCGACGUGGCUCUGCUGAAGCUGCAGCAGCCGCUGGUCUUCAACCAGUUCAUCAGACCCAUUGAUAUCUGGAUGAACCCUCUGUUCCCCUUCAGGAAGUGCACCAUCACUGGCUGGGGCUCCACCCGAGAGAAUGGUCCUCGAGUCAACAGACUGCAGGAGGUGAACGUGACCAUCCUGCCCCAUGAUGUCUGCAACCAGUACUACCUGGGGAGGAUACAACCCUCCAUGUUCUGUGCCGGGAAGGACAGAGGGGGAGCUGACGCCUGCCAGGGGGACUCUGGAGGUCCUCUGUCCUGCUUCACUGGCAGUAGGUAUGAGCUGGCUGGUUUGGUGAGUUGGGGAGUCGGUUGUGGACGAGCCAGAAGACCUGGAGUCUACACCAAAAUCCAACAACACACUCAGUGGAUCUCCAAUAUCUUGAAUGAUCAGAAUAUCAUGUAUUCAGACGAUGUUCCUGUAGAAGAGGACAGGUGUGGUAAGAAGCAGAGCUCCAGCUGUGACAAGGCUCCAGGCCUCGCUGCUCUCUCUGUGUCCCAGGAUGGUGAGGUGUCUGUGGAGAACGUGUCCGAGUCCUGUCCCUUCUCCUGGCCCUGGCAGGUCAGCCUGCAGGCCAGCGGACACCAUUACUGCAGCGGAGCGCUGAUCCACCACCGGUGGGUCGUCACCGCCAAACACUGCAGCGUCAGAGCUAAAGAGGAUGUGGUGGUUCUGGGAGUCCAUGACCUCCGCUUCUCCUCGUCUCAAACUGUCCCAGUGGACGAGGUCUUCAAUCUGCCACAGGAUGGCAGCUUUCCCCCAAAAUCUGACGUGUCGCUGCUCCGCCUCAGCGUGCCCGCCAGAUUCAGCUCGAGUGUGUCUCCAGUUUGUGUCCCUGAUGAAGACGAGGAUCUUGACAACAGCUGGUCCUGUAUCACAACCGGCUGGGGAGCAACAAAGGCAACAGGGGACACUGAUCCGGACAGGCUGCACCAUCUUGGACUGACUCUGGUUAAUCAGACAACCUGCAGGGAGCGGUGGGGAGAAGGACUCCUCGGAGACUCCCACAUAUGUUCACAUCCUGCAGGUUCCACCUCCUGCAUGGGAGACUUUGGUGCUCCACUGUUGUGUCGGAAGAGUGGCGCUUACUUCCUGUUUGGUGUGGUCACAUGGGGCAGCAGGCGCUGUGAUCCAGACAAACCGGCCAUCUUCUCCAGAAUCUCAGAUUAUCACUCUUGGAUCACUGAGGUGACUGAAGACAUCUGAAUGUUUCUGUGACAAAAUAAACCAUUAAACUGGAA